AUGAUUAGAGCUUUAUCGAAAUAUUGCGUGUUUCCCAAAGCACUUUCCCUUCUCUCUUUCAUUCUUGACUUUUCUCUUAUUCUUCCUUACUUCUUUUAUUCUUCCUUUUCUUCAUUUGUAGCUCUUUCAUUCUUUUCCUUCACUUUUCUUGUCUUUUUCCUCUCUUUCCACUUUUUCCUUCAUUCUUCUCUUUCUUUCUUCUCUCCUGCUUCCUCCUUCAUGUUUUCCUCCAUUCUUACCCUUUUUAACUCCGCUUCUUUUAACUUCCUUAUUCUUUCAUUCUUUCUUUUUCUUUCUCUUCUUCAUUCUGCUUACCUUUCUUUUAUCUUUUCUCUCUUCUUUCUUUUUUUUCUUAUAAUUUUUAUUCUUAGUUUCCUUUUCUUUCUCCUCUACUUUCAUUCUACCCUUCUUCUUUCUUCUUUUCAUUAUUCUAUCCUUAGAUCUCUUCUUUUUCUUUUUUUUUUCUUCUCUUUCUUCACUUUCUCUCUUAAAAUUCUCAAUUUUGUCUUCUUCUUUCUUUUCCUAUUCCUUCUCUUUUUGUACUCUCUUUCUUUCUCACUUUUUACUUUAUUCUUUUAUCCUCUUUCCUUUUUAUCUCCCCUUCACUAUUUUUUCUUCUUUUUAUCUUUCAUUCUUUCCUCUAGACGCUUUCCUUCAUUCUUUUUGUUCUUCUUUUCUCUUUCCGUUUCUAUUUAUCUUUCUUUCUUCGUUUUCUUCUGUGCCACUUUCUCUCUCGCCAUCGUUCUUUCUUUCCUUUUCGCUUCUUUCUUUUCUGUUUCUUUCUAA
Messenger RNA from Acanthosepion pharaonis, 786 nucleotides. Lineage: Eukaryota; Metazoa; Mollusca; Cephalopoda; Sepiida; Sepiidae. The record is from the annotation of a GenBank genome assembly.